Ramularia collo-cygni is the source of this 1857-nucleotide messenger RNA. RefSeq lists its product as uncharacterized. Bases 1 to 1857 code for a protein of 618 amino acids. The transcript has 2 exons. The record is from RefSeq and is a predicted model, not a curated record. Lineage: Eukaryota; Fungi; Ascomycota; Dothideomycetes; Mycosphaerellales; Mycosphaerellaceae.
AUGCCUCCCAAAGGAAGCAAAAAGCCCGUGUCUCCUGCUAAAGGUACCGCUGCCACCAGGAAGGCCAGUGCCGCAAGGGCGAAGUCUCCCGUCAAAGAAGCCGGUGUCCAGAAAGCAUCUCCCAAAAAGGCGACAUCUCCCAAAAAGGCGGCAUCUCCGGAGAAGACUGCCGUUUACAAGACUGCCAUGACGCGUGCCACCAGAGGCGCCACUGCCGCACCGGACGAACCUCCUCCCACCAGGUCUAUUCUUUACAAACGUGGAUUGCUCGGAGAGAAUGAUAACGAUGAUGACCCAACGCAGCCUACCGAGGAGAUGCUUGCCCUCUUCGAUAAGCGUUCUCUGACCCAAGUGGACAAGUUCAUGAUCCAAGCCAUUAAUCGUAUGGAGGAAGCCGAUGAUCACAGGGCUGUAAACCAGGGCGUCGAAAUUAAACGCCUGGAAAAAGAUGCCGCUGCGAAGGGUGUUCCGCUUAACUGCCACACCAAGAUUUACUGGAGAUUCUUCGACAUGUACGUCCGCAGGAAUGAGGACGAUCAGUACCCCUUCGAAUUAUCCCCUGGCACCAUCAGAUAUGGUGUCGCAUAUUCUGACAGAGAACCGCCAUCCAAGGAACCAGCCCAUCGCAGGCGUUUGAGGGCACCUGCCGGCCGCGCGGCUGUCGUAAGGGAGAUUUCAGAGACUUCCAUGUCCAGGCCAGUGCGUGAAGGGCUAAAGAAGAGUCGAGCGCCCGCUUUCGCCCGUGACUCCGCAGGUCUGACUGCCGGACCAAGCAGAGUCUCCAAGGCCCAACCUCUCGCAGGUACUUCUUCAUCCCGCAGUGCAAGGUCCCGAUCAUUCGCCRAGGGAGCUUCCGCUGGUGGAGACAGAUCUCCAUACACCGGAGCUACCGACGAAAUCAAAACUUUGACGGCUUUUGAGCAGGCUGCUUUCGAUUCCAUGAUGGCAGGAGUGCCACCGCCAAUGCCUUCUUCGCGUAGCCUGUCGGUGGACCUGAGGGAAGCUCUCAUUGCUCAAGAGAGAGGAGUGCAGGCGGCCAUGAAGGAACAUGUGAGACGAGAGGCGGCGGGUGAGGGACCGGUGCCAACUGCUGUUGCUACGAAACUUGGAAGGAACACCAGAGCUCAAUCUCCUGGAAAGCGCGCUACUUCCAGCCGUGCUCAGUCGCCGGCCAAACCCCACUCGCAUACUAGGUCUCAGUCUCCUGCCAAGCUUCAACAACAAACUGUGCAACAAUCUCCUGGAAGACUGCCGGGGGUUAGAAGACCUUCCAUUGCUCCGUCCGUUGAUGUCGCUCCGGUGAGGGAACCCGGACGUGGACAUUUGGUCUCGAGCCAGAAUCCCGAGAAAAUCGWGGUCAACAUGAAUGGAAAGAUUGAAAUUCAGGACAACAACUUCUUCGAAAGCAUGCCSGCUCCCGAGGUCUGGCAUCGUCGUAUGCCGCCUGUUUUCCCCUUUGGAGAGACACCUUUCAUGGCGAGAGUUGUGAGCGAUCAGAUCAAUGCCGAUCUUGCGAGGAACCACGAAGAUGAUGAUACUCCUGCUGCGGGCACUGGGCUUAUCAGCGGCAUCAAAGGGAUUGGUCAGAGGCUCGGAUCCCUCACUGGACUGAGCCCCACCAAAGUCGCGGCCAAAGAGGCUGAAAGGGCCAAGAAGCUCACUUCGAUGUGGGAGUUGCCGGAGGUGGAUGAGAGUUAUAGGGAGGAGAUCAGGCGGGCUGCUAAACAGUACAAGGCUGGGAAGAGUGUUCCACCACCACGCCAGAAGCGUCCGGCACCGGAGCCGAUUCAUGAAAUCCCGUUCAAGAGAGCUCGAGGCCUUCGUCGCGGUGAAGGCGAGAGGCCGAUGUAUGGUUGA